AUGAAGUCUCAACCCGCCUUUACACUCUUCCCACAGCUUGCGUUUGAGCUGCGCCUCCGCAUUUGGGAAGCUGCAUUCCCGGUCCUCUCCACCUCUUCUGUCACAGUUCCGAUCCAAAUCGACCGAACAAUCCACCUACUCUAUACCACGUCCACAGUGGUUCCCGCUCGAAUUUACUACACCUACAGACUCAGUGCUCCCUUAGCACCUCUUCCUCCACCACAUACCAACCGCGAAGUGUACAACGAGUACCAACGUCGUUAUCCCGUGAUUCUCGACCUUCUACCUGAUCUCCACGACCCAGCUAGCUCAACAAACAAAGGAGCCAACUCAGCCAACGCAGGCGCACAAAAGAUCCGUUUCAACCCCGACAAAGACACAAUAUUCAUCGACUUGCAUUCCUUGUUUUCGCUGUCAGACAUCUUACAGAGCCCACCGAGCCUGAAAACAUUGGCUCGUUUCAGCGGUUUCGACCAGAUCCGUCACCUCAGCACACCACUGGAUAAACCGAACAUAUUUGGCUUAUUCCACCUUACGCGCUGGCUGUUCACUGGUCUGCCAUCUACGCCGGCAUCCGCCUCUACCUCUAACCCUAAAGACACCCUCACAUCUCAGAUCCAGUCAAUAGCCUUCGACAUCUCCUUCCACCCCUUGUCCAAAGGAGCACACGCGACGGAAGUGGAUGGUCCUCACGUCCAUCCCGGCGAGUCCAUGAUCGACAGACUUUUGUUGAACAUCUCUAGAAUAAACUCCGUGGAUGAAGUGUUCGCGGAUGAAUUAGAUAUGAAGUUGAGGCCGUGGGAGCAACGGAGGAUCGAAGCCCAUUACCCAUCGAGGGACGAGUAUUUACAGUUGCGUGCGGAGCGUAGGAGUUUGCAACGCAGAAUCGACGCACAGCUUUCAGACUUUUUUCAGGAGGUGUAG
Cadophora gregata is the source of this 924-nucleotide messenger RNA. RefSeq lists its product as uncharacterized. The transcript is spliced from 2 exons. Bases 1 to 924 code for a protein of 307 amino acids. The record is from RefSeq and is a predicted model, not a curated record. Lineage: Eukaryota; Fungi; Ascomycota; Leotiomycetes; Helotiales; Ploettnerulaceae.